CAGCUGCCCCCACAGGGAGGAGGCCCUUCAGACACCGAAAGCUUCGGUGUCUCCGCCUCCCUUGGCUCUCUCCCUACCCUUUUUCUUUAUAUAUAUAAUUCUCGUUCCUCUCUUUCCCAUUUUUUAAUCUCUGCAACUCCAAAGCAUUUGCAGGCUUGGGAUUCUUCUCUCUCUCUUCAUUCAUGUUGGAGAAACAAUGUCCUACAUUUCGAAUUUCGCCGCGCCGUUUCACGGCCAGAGGGCCGCGUUUAAUUCAGCGGACACCCAGUUAAAGUUUCCUUCUCUUGCUUCCAUCCAGUCUAGACCCGCAAUCAGGAUUGCCAGACCCUUCUUCCAGAAUGACACAUUUAGCAUCUCCCGGAUGGCGGUUGGUAGGUCGAGCAGAGUCGGUAGACAAGGAAGGUUACGCAUGGCAUUGGUAAAUGAGAGGCUUGGACAUGGCCGAAAUGUGUCUGACCAGUCUUCCGUUUUGGCAUACGAACUAGUUCAAGGAAAACUUGUAAGGUGGAGUUCAAUGGUGGUAUUGGACAGGUCAAUACCAGAGCCACCAACAGCUGUUCUCUUGCAUGGCAUUCUUGGUAGCAGAAAGAACUGGGGAACUUUUGCUCGGCGACUGGCACAAGAAUUUCCAACAUGGCAGUUUGUUUUAGUAGAUUUGCGGUGCCAUGGUGAUUCUGCAUCAAUCAAGAAGAGAGGUCCACACACUGUUGCUUCAACUGCUUUAGAUGUGCUAAAACUAAUUGCACAGCUUAGAAUAACACCCCGUGUUCUAAUUGGCCACAGCUUUGGAGGAAAAGUUGUCUUGAGCAUGGUGGAACAAGCUGCAAAGCCACUUCCACGACCAGUUAGAGUAUGGGUUCUAGAUGCCACUCCUGGAAAAGUUCGAGCUGGUGGAGAUGGUGAUGACCAUCCAGCACAGUUAAUAUCUUCCUUAAGGAAACUGCCUAUGGAGGUCUCUUCGAAGCGCGAUAUAGUGAAUGCUCUAGUUCAAGAAGGGUUUUCUAAGGAUGUCGCACAGUGGGUUGUAACUAAUCUUCGACCAACUGCUGCUGCUGGUACACCAUCAUCAAGCUUCUCAUGGGUGUUUGACCUUGAAGGGAUCUCUCAAAUGUACCAGUCCUAUGAAGAAACAAAUUUAUGGGAAGUGGUGGAAAAUCUACCUCGUGGUGUGCAUGUUAAUUUUUUGAAAGCGGAAAGGAGUUUGCAUCGUUGGGCCCUUGAAGAUCUUCAGCGAAUCCAUGCUGCCGAAGAGUCUGCUGCUGAUGAGGGAGGUGGAGUUGAAAUGCAUGUCCUUGAAGAUGCAGGGCACUGGGUACAUGCUGAUAACCCUGAUGGACUCUUCAGGAUUCUUUCAUUUUCUUUCAAGGGAGUUAAAGCCUAAAGUAACAUUUUUGCAAGACUGGAUUCUUCCCGGCUCUCUUGGCCAGGAUCUUCUUACUUGCCCGAUAGUGCGAUUGAAGCACUUUAGUCUACUUUUUCUGAAGAACUGGGCGUGACACUCCUUCACUCAAUCUAGCGAUGUCUUCGUUGUCGUUGAUCACCUUGCUUGCUUUCCUCUGGAAGUGUUUGGCGUGAGUUAAGAUUGGGUUUACCAACUUGACAUAGGAAGAAUGAAUCAGAUUACUCGCAUAAGUAAAAAACUAAGAGUCAUCUGAGCUUUAGCUCAAGGGAUGAGGGUAGUGUGGGGAUCUGAGGUAAGACUUAACAAUUCUCAAGGCCGUCAUCUAACUAGUGAAGUGAGACUUCAUUGGUAGAUCUUCAGCUAUUAAAUUAUGUUGAAGCUGUCACUCUGUUGUAAGAAAAUUUGUGCAGCUAAUCAAAU
Theobroma umbraticum is the source of this 1822-nucleotide messenger RNA. RefSeq names its product alpha/beta-Hydrolases superfamily protein. NCBI's taxonomy places the organism in Eukaryota, Viridiplantae, Streptophyta, Magnoliopsida, Malvales, Malvaceae. The record is from RefSeq and is a predicted model, not a curated record.